Magallana angulata is the source of this 1984-nucleotide messenger RNA. Its product is annotated as baculoviral IAP repeat-containing protein 3-like. The record is from RefSeq and is a predicted model, not a curated record. NCBI's taxonomy places the organism in Eukaryota, Metazoa, Mollusca, Bivalvia, Ostreida, Ostreidae. The coding region runs from base 1251 to 1784 and encodes 177 amino acids. The transcript has a single exon.
GCCGCUUUCAACGGAGAUGCUACUAAAAAUCCUUUUAAUUUUAAACACGAGAACAUUAAGAAAUUAGAAAUAAGUAUCAACGGAGAAACCAUGACCACUCGGCCCUUUGAGCCCGAUUUUGCAAAUGAUCAGUACCUAAGAUCUUAUUUGAGUCUGUAUCAAGGGCUGGGGAAAUUGGGAGGAGACUGGGCCCCGGACAUUACCCUGGAAGAGUAUAAAAACGGGUACACGCUCUGGUGUGUGGAUUUUACGAAAGAUCAAGAAGCUCAACUAGAGAAAUUUCAUCUAAUUGAAACUGGAAACUUGAGAAUAGAAGUUCAAUUUUCAAACAACUUAGUUCAGACUUUAAAUUGUGUGGUCUAUGCCGAAUUCGACAAUUUGCUGGAAAUCAACAAACAGAGAGAAGUCAACAUUGAUUACUAAAAAAAAUGGAUUCACGUCAGUUACGAGAGGUGUUAUCACGAGAUUUAGGAAGAUCCUUUGGAGGAGUGUAUCCCCGAGAUUUACUACCGGAUCAAUUAAGACCUCAUGAAAAAGCCAUUGUGAUCAAUACAGAUUCUCACGAUCAACCCGGAACGCAUUGGGUGUGUUUAUAUUGGAACGGAGCUCAUGUGGAAUAUUUUGAUUCUUACGGAUUACCUCCCCUACAUCAAGAAAUUAGACAGUUCAUCUCUAGACACGCUAGACAUUGGACUUACAAUCAGAAUUGUUAUCAAGAUUACUCUACGGAUGUCUGUGGACAUUAUUGUGUGUAUUUUUUACACCAACGCCAUCGAGGAAACAGGCGAGCGUUAGAUUGGCUGUUUCCAUUCCCAAGGACGUCGAGGUUAUCUCCCCUUCAACGAGAUCAUUAUGUGGCUCAAUGGUUUAGAGAGACUUAUCGUAAACCCAAAAGAAAUCAAGGACAAACUUGCAAAUGUUUCUGGCAAAAUAUGUAUUAAUUGCUGUUAUUGUUGCUGUUGUUCAUUCUUAAUUAAAAAUGUUUAAAAAAAUUCGGUCUUGUUUGUUUUUUAAAAAAGAAAGAUAUUUUGAGAGCUCUUUAAUGCUUAAAACUAUUCAAAAAUGCACGUGCCUUAAUUCUAUUCUCCAGAACCUCAGUCAAUUGCUAGAAUAUUCUGUUCUAGAAAAUGAGGCACGUGUCUCAAUUCUAUUGAGAAUUUUCUAGAACCUCAACUACUCCUACAGUAUAUAAAGCUUGUAACAUUCAUUUGGUGUCAGUUUUACGACAAUUGAAAUCUAGAGAUAUCAAGAUGACUUCGACCGUAGACAGUGUGAUCAAUGCUCUAGAGAUGGAUUCCUGUCCCGAUCCUCCGCGGACUGACAAUACAAGAAUUGCUGGUACUGCUGGUGGUUUUUCUGCGGCGGAUUCCUGUUCCAAUCGUGUGCGGAGUGACAAUACAAGAAUUGCCAGUGCUGCUGGUUUUAGCAUGAGUUAUCCAAAUGCUCAGUCAAAUAGGAAGGAUUCGCCAUUUUACUCGCUUUUGGAUGUGAGGCACAUACCACCACCACCACCACCUACAAUGCCGCAUAUUUGGCAAUAUCCGGAGUACCGAACCUUUGCCUCUAGGUAUGCAACGUUUCAAAACUGGCCAAAAUACUUAAGGGGACCCAGCAAAACAGACUUGGCGCGAGCAGGAUUCAUCUACACUCAGUAUGGCGAUAGAGUGACCUGUUUUUGUUGUGGAAUGACAUUGAGUGAAUGGGAACCAGUGGACGACGCCUAUCGAGAACAUCUACGCUGGUCCAGAUAUUGUCAUUUUGCUCAAACGGUGGGUAGCAUGUAAGUGUGAGGAGAAAAAAAACUUCAGUAAAAUGGAAAACUUGUACAUCAAAGGACUGCUCUUAUUUGUAUUUAUCAAGACUGAUUUUCAAUAACAUGCACAGGGGUUCUGUGCUUAUUGUUACUGUGUUUCAUCAAAAAAAUAUGUGUUUAUUGUUACAUUGAUUAUUGUUACAUUGAUUAUUGUUUUAAUAAAAUUGUAAA